AUGUCUGAGUCCCUUUCGGCCUCUACAGAUCCAGACCCACCUACCCCUUCGCCGCUCGACCGCUUCAAACGAGCUCGUACGAGCAGCUUCGAUACCGAUCGAUCCAGCCCCGACGUAGAGUCGGCUUCUUCGACGUUCGGUGCAUUGACCCAUCGAGUCGCAGCAUUCGGUGACGAGAGCGACGCGAGUAGCCCCAGUGUGAUCAGCCCCCACAGUAGCAAAAUGCCUUCCCCAAGGCCCAGUGAUGAGAGUGUCGACUCUCUCAUCGGCGAUGCCUUGCAUCUCGACGACGAGCGCCUAUCGCCUACGGCGCUUGUGCGUGAGGUCGAGGCAUGGCGUGUAUCGCGACCACGGGUCGGUGAUACAUGGUACAUUGUGCCUACGGCCUGGUACGCCGCGUGGAAAGCCAAGCCGUCCGCAGCAGGCCCGAUAGAUCUUCGGCCCCUAGUCCAGGAUGCCAGUGGGUCCCUGCGUGCGGACCUGCUGGAAGGACAGGACUACGAACUCCUUCCCCGUGCCGCCUGGGAUGCUCUGGCGUCCCGGCACACGGUGCAAGGCACGCCGUUGGCCCGAGCUGUCGUGCCAGGCGCGGCCGAUGGCCAUACGCGCAUUGAGCUCUUCCCACCCAGUAUUGAGUUGGCGCGUAUCGGUGCUUCGGCGGCUACACCGCGAUCGACCCUGCCACGUGUGACGCUGUCGUCCAGUGCGACGCUGCGGACCCUCAAAGCGCAUGUACGUGCGCUGGGCGUAUGUGCGCAUGUCGAUGAGGACCUACGAUUCCUACGUGUGCCUGUAUCGCUUCGAGGCGUGGCGCUGACGAACGAUGGCAGCCUGCCGAUCCCGUCCCUUCUCGCGCUGAACCCUGCGCCAGAGAUCGUGCAGGGCAACGACGCCCUGACGUUGGCCUCGCAGGAUCUCGAUGCACCGCAGAUGCUGUUGGCCGUCGAUAUACGGAAAGAUGGGCGCUGGGGAUGGGGCGAGGCGGUGUCCACAGGGCCCAUGACACGCAGUCGGACGCAGGCGAGGGCGGGUAGCGCAGGGAAGCCACGCGGCCUGCGUGGCCUAGCGAAUUUGGGGAAUACGUGUUUUAUGAACAGUGCGCUGCAGUGCCUGAGCAACACGGAAGAGCUUCAGCAGUACUUUUUGCGGGGCGCCCAGUACAAAGAGCUCAAUACGGACAACCCGCUGGGGAUGGGCGGCGCGUUGGCCGCCGCGUAUGGCCGCCUCGUCCAGUCGCUGUGGAAUGGGAGCCAAGGCGCUGUCAUCCCACGUGAAUUCAAGACGGCGCUGGCCCGCUUUGCGCCGCAGUUCACAGGGUAUGCACAGCAGGACACCCAGGAACUCUUGGCGUUCUUGCUCGAUGGACUGCAUGAAGACUUGAACCGCAUCGUCAAAAAACCCUACAUUGAGUCGCCCGAUUGGGAAGGCGGAAGCGAGGCGGAUAUGGUCCGGUUCGCACAGAAGCAGUGGGAUAUGUACAAGGCGCGCAACGAUUCAGUGAUUGUCGACUUGUUCCAGGGCCAGUACCGCAGCACACUCGUGUGCCCCGUGUGCGCCAAAGUGUCCAUCAAGUUUGAUCCGUUCAUGUACCUCACGUUGCCGAUUCCUAACACGCGCCAAUGGCGUGGCCGUGUGUACGUGGUACCGCACGAGGCCCACCGCCCGCUCGUCCAGGUCGACGUGCAGCUGCCUGCCACAGCGACCAUUGCGCAUUUGCGCGACCAUGUGGCGGCCUUGGUCGACGUGGACCCCGCGCGUUUGUUGGUCGGCGAGGCUUGGUCGCACCAUGUGUACCGCUGGCUCGAUCAGUACGAGCCUGUGCGCGACAUCGGGACGGGCGACUACAUGUACCUGUGGGACACUGGCGAGCCAUGGACGAUGCCCAAAGCGCUCAAGCCGCGCACGUCGCGGUUCGCCCUGUUUAGCCGCGCAGAGCGGACCAUCGCCGACAUCGAGAAAACCUACGCGCCCCCUACGAUCGGCGAGUCUGUGUCGCUCCCCGUAUACUCGUGCAAGGAAGAUGGAGCGGGGCGGUUCGGCAGCUACCGUCGCACAUUGGGCGAACCGUUUGGACUGCCGUUCUUUGUGACCAUUCCACGCAGCAAGCUGCACGAUACCACGUUCAUCUACGAUGCGGUGCUUACGCAGUACACACGCUUCAGCACCGAGGCUAGUCGCGAGGCCCUGCUCGCCAAGUGGGCGCACGUACGUGCCACGGCGCCCCCCGAUGCCGCCACACAGGGCGAGGCAGAGGCGACGCCCGCAUCCCAUGCCACGGCCGCGUACCCAUUCGCGCUCCGAUUUGCCGCGCCUAGCGCCGAUGAGGCCCUGCAUCGCGGCGACGACGCGACAGACCAAACCUCCGAGCUGCUCACCACGCGGCUAGCGCGGGAUCCGAUCGCUACGUGGCCCGCCUUGUACAAUGGAGGAGCGCUGUAUGCCAUGUGGGAAACGGCCGUGGCCGAUGCGCUCUUCCAGCCCGUGCUGGCGAACCAGUCGUGGGGCCCGGUAGAAGAGAAGCAGGACGCUGCCUUCCAGCGUGGCACGGCGAUGCUCGCGGAGCAUCGGCGGCAGUCGCCACGACUGCGCUUGGAGGACUGCUUGGAUGAAUUUACCAAGGCAGAGCAGCUGGGCGAGGACGAUUUGUGGUACUGCCCGUCGUGCAAGGAGUUCCGACAGGCGACGAAGAAGUUUGAUCUCUGGAAAGUGCCAGACAUCCUUGUCGUGCAUCUCAAGCGGUUCAGUGCAGGCCGUGUCUCGCGCGAUAAGCUGGACAAUCUGAUCGACUUCCCCCUCGAAGCCCUGGAUCUGAGCGACCGCGUGGUCGGCACGCGGAUCAUGAAAGAGCAGGGACUCGCACCAUCCCCAGCGGAAACGCACAUCAGCGAUACCAUCACAUUGAAGCAUGACGUCCACGACGACGAAGUCGAGGCGGAUGCCCCGAUCUACGAUUUAUAUGCCGUCGACAAUCACUUUGGCGGCCUCGGCGGUGGACACUACACGGCCUUUGCGAAGAACCCUAUGGACGGACACUGGUACAACUACGACGACUCCAGCGUACGCCCUGUCUCGGAUCCACAGGCGGUGAAGAGCUCAGCAGCGUACCUGCUCUUCUAUCGACGUCGUACCUCGCGUCCACUGGGUGGAAAGUCGCGGGAUUUGAUGGAUUCUCUGCCGCACGUACAGACGUCGUCCACGCCGACAUUGUCUGCGCCGACACACGCCCAGGACGAAGACCCUAUGUACUCAUCCAGCUCCGAAGAGGACGAGGAGGCCAUAGCCGCACCCCCCGUAGCCCUCUUGUAA
This is a messenger RNA of Malassezia pachydermatis, 3306 nucleotides long. RefSeq names its product uch-domain-containing protein. Gene Ontology annotation, biological process: protein deubiquitination. The coding region runs from base 1 to 3306 and encodes 1101 amino acids. The transcript has a single exon. The record is from RefSeq and is a predicted model, not a curated record. Gene Ontology annotation, molecular function: cysteine-type deubiquitinase activity. NCBI's taxonomy places the organism in Eukaryota, Fungi, Basidiomycota, Malasseziomycetes, Malasseziales, Malasseziaceae.